Messenger RNA from Chenopodium quinoa (quinoa), 843 nucleotides. RefSeq lists its product as uncharacterized. The record is from RefSeq and is a predicted model, not a curated record. NCBI's taxonomy places the organism in Eukaryota, Viridiplantae, Streptophyta, Magnoliopsida, Caryophyllales, Amaranthaceae. Bases 1 to 843 code for a protein of 280 amino acids. The transcript has a single exon. Gene Ontology annotation, molecular function: nucleic acid binding.
AUGGAGGAGGAAUUUGAUGAUGGGUUUUUCAGCAUGCAUCAACUAUUAGAUGAAGAAAUGCAACAAAAUUCAGAUUAUGAAGCAGAAUUAGAGUUUAUGGCACCAGGCCAACAUGAGCAAAUUGUUCGAAAACAGAAGCCACAACUUACAAUCGCAAAGAAAAGAGAGAUUGUUGAUGAAAUGCUUAAACUUAUGCAUAACGGCAGCUUACCAAGGGGUGCUUUAGCCAGAUUUGCAAGGCAUUUUGGCAUUCACAAGUCCACAACAACAAGAUUAUUUCAAGAAAUAUGCAGGCAACUAGCGGAAGGGACUAUUAUCGAUGUCAGGAGCAAGAAGUUAGGCAAGUGUGGCAGAAAAGCAAGGCAAUACAGUGAGGAAUGGUUACAAUCUAUCCCUUUAUACCUCAGAACAACUGAGAGAAGUUAUGCUGCUGCACUUGGUAUUUCUCAUGUGACCCUCCACACAUUGAAAAAAAAGGGCAUUCUCAGAACACAUACAAGUACAAACAAGCCAAGACUGACAUCGGAUCACAAAAUAGCAAGGCUUAGGUGGGUUCUGAAUCACAUACAACCAGCAACAGCAACUACAAAUCCAACAUUUGAAGACAUGAGCAAUAUGAUUCAUAUUGAUGAAAAGUGGCUUUACAUAAACCCGGAGACAAGAAGAUUUUAUCUUUUGCCCAAGGAAGAAGAUCCAUAUAGAUGUCAACAGUCUAGAAGAUUCAAGAUAAAAGUUAUGUUCAUGGGCAUCAUUGGAAAGCCAUUGUAUGAUGCACAAUGUCAUUUGAUUCAUGAUGGGAAUAUUUCCCUUUGUAUUUCAACAAAUGGCAAAGAAAAAAAGUAA